UAGACUUACAAAAUAUAUAUCUAUCACUAAUUUAUUAAAACAGAUGCUUUUGAAAGAACAAAGCAGUUAUUUGGAAGAAUUGAUGUUGUGGUAAACAAUGCAGGUAUAGUCAAUGAAUUGGAAUGGAAGAAAAUGAUCGAAGUUAAUUUAAUCGGAGUGAUUCAUGGUAUUCAGCUAGGAUUUCAAUACAUGAGCACCGAAAACAGGAAUGAUGGAGGAUUUAUUAUCAAUACAAUAUCAAAUACUGGUGUAGAACCUUUCCCUCUUGCUCCCGUAUACUCUGGGACGAAGCAUGCUGUUGUUGGUUUGACAAGAAGUUAUGGUGCUGACUAUCAUUUCAAUAAAACAGGUGUGAAAGUUUGUGGCAUUGCUCCAGGUCCUGUUGAUACUGACCUGACUCGAAACUUUCAUUUAAGAUGUCUCGAUGAAAGAGAAGGUAAAGAGCUAGUUGCCAGUGUCACAACUGUAACACCUGAUGACAUUGCAAAAGGCCUGUUAAAGCUUCUUAAAGACGAUAAAAAUGGCAUCGUGUUGAGAGUAGAUUCAAGUGGAAUGUAUCUUGCCUGAAAGUUUUAUUUUUUUCGAAAAUGUUUGAUGACAAUGUUUGUUUCCAAAUUUUAAAAUCCAAUGAGAAUUUGUAAUUUCAUUUUACCAGACUAAAAAAUGUAUUUAGCAUUGGAUCCAUUUAUUUUAAAAAUUGUGUCACUUUUAAAUCUGAAAUAUACGAUAGUAUCCUGUUGUUUUGCUGUAUGCAUAUUUUUGUAACAAAUGUAUGACAUUUAAUCAUUAGUGUUCAUAUUAUUUUUAAUAAAGUUUGUAUCUUUGAUAAA
Parasteatoda tepidariorum (common house spider) is the source of this 830-nucleotide messenger RNA. NCBI's taxonomy places the organism in Eukaryota, Metazoa, Arthropoda, Arachnida, Araneae, Theridiidae. The record is from RefSeq and is a predicted model, not a curated record.